This is a messenger RNA of Schistosoma turkestanicum, 699 nucleotides long. NCBI's taxonomy places the organism in Eukaryota, Metazoa, Platyhelminthes, Trematoda, Strigeidida, Schistosomatidae. The record is from the annotation of a GenBank genome assembly.
AUGGGCAAGGCUAGGCAAACUCGGAAGUUUGCAGCAAUGAAGCGAAUGAUAUCACUAACAGACUCACGAAUUAAAAAGCAAAAUAGGCUGAAAAAAGUUACUCCUUUCAAGCAAGAUACCUCACAUCACAUAUCGGUAAAACACAAUGCUGAGGUGUUUCCGUGCCUUAAGGAUUCAUAUAACGAAGCCCUUGGACCACCUUACCAUAUACUUUUAGAUACGAAUUAUGUCAACUUUUCCAUCAAAAAUCGACUGGAUCUUUUCAAGUCAAUGAUGGAUUGUUUACUAGCAAAAUGUUUUCUAUAUGUUACAGAUUGUGUUAUGGGGGAAAUAGAAAAAAUGUCAGAGAGAUAUCGAGUGGCUUUAAAAAUUCUUCGUGAUGAGAGAAUUCAAAGGUUGACUUGCCAACACAGAGGAACAUAUGCUGAUGAUUGUCUAGUCGAGCGCUGCAAAUCCCGUUGUUAUAUCGUUGCUACUUGUGAUCGUGACUUAAGGCGUCGUAUCCGAAAAAUAACUGGAGUACCCAUAAUGUAUAUACAUGGACAUCGUGUUGUAGUUGAAAAAAUGCCUAUGGCAUUGGGAGCCCCAAAGCUAUAAGUAUUUUAUAGAGGUGUAGCAUUUGAACAAAAUAAACUGUACAAAUAUUUUGUAUAAACUUUUGACUUUUAUUGUACGAGAAUACAUUUAUUUACUAACUCA